AUGGACUACUCCUACCUCAACCAGGCGGCAGCUAGCUUCGACUCUAGCUGCCUCCAGGGUGGGAUGGACCCGACCGGGCUCGGCAACAUGCCGUGCUCGUACGGGGAUCUGACGUCCUGCAGCCAGAUGUCGCAGGCCGCCUACCGCUACACGGCCGCCGCCGCCUCGAUGGCCCGCUCGUACAAUCCCGUCGGCACCGGGGUCGGGCCGGGGAAUGUGACGAUGAGUGCGCUGCACCAUGCGGCCGCCGCCGCCGGUCCCGGCUCGCAGUGCGCGGUCAUGGGCGGCCGGACGCAUCAGGACGUGCACCGGGCCUCGAUGUUCCAGACGUCGAUGAAUCUGCAGUCCGGCCUGCCGUACAAAGUGUACGCCGGACACGACUCCGUCCUCGCCGAGAAGCGCAAGCAGCGCCGGAUACGAACGACCUUCACCUCGGCCCAGCUGAAGGAGCUCGAGCGGGCGUUCCAGGAGACACACUACCCGGACAUCUACACCCGGGAGGAGAUAGCGAUGAAAAUCGAUCUGACGGAGGCGCGCGUUCAGGUCUGGUUCCAGAAUCGGCGGGCCAAGUUUCGCAAGCAGGAACGCAUCGCCCAGCAGAAGGUGUCCAGCAACAAUGGCGGCAGCAGCAGCAGCAACGGUAGCAGCAGCGGCGGCGGCGGUGGCAACAACGCGAACGGCAACAACACCGGCUCCAGCAAUAAUCAAGAUUCAUCGUCCGUGAAGAGCGAGCAGAAGGGUGGGGCGGGGGCGGGGGCGGUGAACGGGGGCAGCACGACCCCGAAGGACAUCAAGCCGCCCGGUUCGCCCUGCCUUUCCGUCACCACCCUCUCCACCACGCCCAACUCGAGCGCCUCCUCCCACCAGUCGCUGAACGGCGAUAUCAAACCAAUUAAUGGAAAACUGACGGACGAUUUAAACGGCACGAGUCUCCACAAUGGACCCAGCCAUCACCAUCUGGUGGUCAGCAAUGGCACGAACAACAACAACAACAGCCACCACCAUCACAACAACAACAACAGCAUCAGCAACAACAACAACAACAACAAUAACAAGUGGAACUCGUCGUGCAACCCGCUGCUGCAGAACCAGAAGGCGGCCAACCACUUGAGCAUGAAUCAUAACCUGCAGAACCACCAUCACCACGCGGUGGCCGCCCUCUCGUCGCCAUUUUCGUCGCUGCUCGGGGCGGCGGCGGGUGGCGGUGCGGCCGGUUAUCUGCUGGAUCCCCUCGGUGGCCUGAACAAGACGACCGCGGCCAAUCAUCUGUUCUAA
This is a messenger RNA of Anopheles coustani, 1275 nucleotides long. RefSeq names its product paired mesoderm homeobox protein 2B-like. The coding region runs from base 1 to 1275 and encodes 424 amino acids. NCBI's taxonomy places the organism in Eukaryota, Metazoa, Arthropoda, Insecta, Diptera, Culicidae. The record is from RefSeq and is a predicted model, not a curated record. The transcript has 4 exons. Gene Ontology annotation, biological process: regulation of transcription by RNA polymerase II. Gene Ontology annotation, molecular function: RNA polymerase II transcription regulatory region sequence-specific DNA binding; DNA-binding transcription factor activity, RNA polymerase II-specific.